AUGAGCCAGCCUCAUCCCACUACGUACCAUAAUUACCGUCUGUUGAGCCUUGAUCCAGAUAUGGCCGAGUCCUUUAACAAGAAACGCAAAGCUCAAGUGUCGGAGCUGACCCUCGAAGAUGACCAUAGAGCUACGCAGCACAGCAGGCUGCCUUCAAGUCGAACAAGCGCAAGCCAUAAUCCUCUCGCGGACCGAACGUGUACCCGGAGGAAAACCACGAAACGCCAGAAAGUCGCGCAGGCCAAGAGUGAUCUAAGUUUAGGACGUGAAUCAAAUGCACUGACUUUCACAGACGCGCCCACGAACACUUCAGCUGCGGACGAGGGGGACAUAGUAACGGAGGAUACGCCUGUGCAAGAUCUGAUAGCAUUGUCGAAGGGCGCGCGAGCUAAAAGGACCAAGGCGAAGAAGAGGGUUGUUGAAGAGGCAGAAGAUGAAGACGACGAUGUGAAAGUCCAGGAGCGACUACGUGCUAGAUUGACCAUCUUCGAUCCAGAACCCCAUCCUGCCUUUAAGCCAUGGCAUUGCGAUUUUGCAGCGCCUACGCCACCGUACGAUGAUCAACAGGCAUGUCCAAUUGAUUGGUCAAAAGUAACCAUUCUACAUGACGACCCUCUGCACUGCCAAGAAGCCUACGAGUUGCGUCGUCCAUGGGACAAGGAGCCACUAGCAUGGGACAAGGUUGCUCAAAAGGUCUUCCUCCCUCCUUCUAAGGACGGAACAACUUGGAACAUCAGUCCAGAGGGAGGGCGAAAACGGUUCAAGGCGGCAAACAAAGCGGUCUUUGAGCUGACAGGCGUUUACUUCCCCGAGAGUUCGCUUGGACUCGAAGGUCAUGGCAUACCCCUGCACAAAGACUUGAAGCCGAUCCUCGAGGAACUUGCUGAAUCACAUGUCGUUGUCAAGAAGGAAGUAAUGGUCCCUUCCGAGGGUGAUGCGCCAACCGGAACGGAUCCAUUCGUUGACCGGAAGGAUAAGAAUGUCAGUCGCGGCGCAGCGAUGAUGCGCUUCGCCUGUUCGCAACUUACGGUCGAACGUUUGGAUCCUUUGGUCAACCCUGGAGUUGUCGGAAGCCCACAUACGCACCAGAUCGUUGGGGGAAACAGCUUCCAGCCCGAAAUGAAGCCUGGAGAAUACGAUAUGGUAGAAAAAAGUAAUUGUACUACGUGCACAUUCAGCGAAGAUUUUAGCAACUAUUGGACUGCAGCGUUAUAUUUUCGCGCACAGAAUGGCACAUACAAACGUGUUCAACAGUUCCCGAACGGUGGACUAAACCAGAGAGGUGGUAUGACAGUAUACUAUAUACCCCCAUAUGAUGGCGUCAGCAACGUGACUGCCUUCAAGCCUGGCUUUCGCAUGCUCGCCGGUAACCCGCUCCUUCGCAACACCACCGGUGAAUCUCGGGGCAUCUGUCAUCGUUGCAUCUACAAGAAUGACCAACCAUUUGGUGGUGCCCCAUGCACAGAAGAAGACACGACCUUCCUUCCCACCCGCAUGUGCGAAGGCGGUAUCCGUACACAAGUCACGUUUCCUACAUGCUGGGACGGCGUAAAUCUUGAUAGCCCCGACCACCAGAGCCAUGUUGCAUACGCGGAGAUCCCCUACGAACCGUAUGUUGCACCCUUGGCAACGCAUCCAUAUACGCCCGAGCAGCAGAGGGGAAAGUGCCCAGAGGGAUUUCCGAUUAUGCUGCCACAGGUCAUGUAUGAGGUCAUGUUCGACACAACGCCAUUCAACCAGAAGGAGCUAUGGGGCAAGGAGGGAACACAGCCUUUUGUGUUCAGUAUGGGUGAUGCAACCGGCCACGGCAACCAUGGUGAUUAUAUGUUCGGCUGGAAGGGCGAUGCAUUGCAGAGGGCGCUCAAUGCACGGUGCAGUAACGAUCAUUGUAGUGAGCUGGGGAGGCAGAGCGACGAAGAUGCAAUGAAGUGUAGUAUUCCACAGACGGUGGUAGAGGAUGUCGAUGGCUAUGAGUGGCUUGAAAGUCUACCCGGUGGAGUGCAAAUCAACGAUGGCAUGCAGAUCUAG
This is a messenger RNA of Alternaria postmessia, 2028 nucleotides long. RefSeq lists its product as uncharacterized. The record is from RefSeq and is a predicted model, not a curated record. The coding region runs from base 1 to 2028 and encodes 675 amino acids. The transcript is spliced from 8 exons. Lineage: Eukaryota; Fungi; Ascomycota; Dothideomycetes; Pleosporales; Pleosporaceae.